AAGACUAUGCCCAGCGCGGCGCUAGCGAGCGGGACGACCCCUUGACAGGCCUGAAGCCAGCUCUGCGCCGCCGCCGCCGCCGGGAGGGGUGGGGGGUGGGGGGGGGGGGGACACACAUUUCUUCAUGUGGGAGCAGCAUGCGGGAAAUGGUCGGUGGUUGCUGCGUGUGUUCCGACGAGCGAGGCUGGGCUGAGAACCCGCUCGUCUACUGUGAUGGACACGGCUGCAACGUCGCCGUACAUCAAGCAUGCUAUGGCAUCGUUCAGGUGCCCACUGGCCCGUGGUUCUGUCGUAAGUGUGAGUCACAGGAGAGGGCAGCGAGAGUGAGGUGUGAGUUAUGCCCCCACAAAGAUGGCGCACUCAAGAGAACAGACAGCGGAGGUUGGGCCCACGUUGUGUGUGCACUUUACAUACCGGAGGUGCAGUUCGCCAACGUCCUCACCAUGGAACCCAUCAUCCUACAGUAUGUUCCACAUGAUCGAUACAUGAAGACAUGUUACAUCUGUGAGGACCAUGGCAGAGAGAGCAAGGCAGCAUGUGGAGCGUGCAUGGCCUGUAACAGACAAGGCUGCAGACAGGCAUUCCAUGUCACCUGCGCUCAGAUGGCAGGCCUGCUGUGUGAGGAGGAAGGCCCUGAAGCUGACAAUGUCAAAUAUUGUGGCUACUGCAAGCAUCACUACAACAAAAUGCAGAAGAAACGACGCUCCAGUGAAAAUGCAAGUAGUGCCUUCAGUCAUUCCAGGGGGCGCUCUACUUCUCCAUCACAGGACAAACAUCACCACCACAGGCAGCGGAAGAGUCACAAGGACAAGAUUCGUCAGAAAGACCGCCACAAGAAGUCCUCUGACAGCCUUGUCCCUUCGGUGGUAUCCAGCAGUAUAGACAUGCUCUCUUCCACUCACCACAGUUCCAAAGACAGUGAGGGAAAGUCCAAGAAGCUGAUUUCGCACAGUCACGGUCACCACAAUAAGAAAGCAGGAAGCACCGUCAAGAGUGGCUCCUCCUCUUCCUGUUCCUCCAGUCCAUUCAAUCCAGGUGGAGAUCAGUCUUCCGCUCCAGAUUUCCAUCAGUACUCCUCCUCUUCCCGUCUGGAGCGUGACCAAGAGCGAGGAGGCGGUGACCACAGUGGCGAGGAUCGCAAAGAGCGUCACAGGAGGCCAGCCGUCCAGAGGGCCAAAGAGGACGGUGAUAAGGAGGAAGACAAAGAUGAGGAUGAGGAGGAAGACGAGGAUAGCAAUUAUCAUGAGCCGCCAGCGUUGACGCCUGCUGAGGGCCCUCUCACAGGGUCUCAGGGUCAUGAUCGGUCAGAUGCAAACUCAAGCCCUUUCGAGAACAAGGUCACAAUUUCAACUUUUGGCUCCAUCAUGCGCAUCACCUCCACAUCAGUGCUGGGUAGUAGCAGUAAGAUCCGCAAGAUCUCCUCUUCAGGGGACUACAAACCUUCCAAGUCUCUGUGCAAGUUGUCUCAACUAAGCACACCACCUAUCCCAGAAGAAGCAGAUUUAGAGGACAAAACUACCCUGCCACCUGUGUCCCAAGAGAGAAGGCACCGUGGCAACAAAAAGAGCCGCCACGGUCCAGGCCGACCUCGGGGAAGCAAGAACCGAGAGAGGAAAGAGGACGCUCAUUAUCAUCAUCACAGCACCGCACCUCCUCCUCCACCACCACCAGUCUUCACCUCCUCGCUCUACCCGAGCCCAAUGUCAGUUCCACACCUGGCGUUCCCCUCCUCAUUGCCCACCACCACUCCUUUGUCCUCUUCAUUCUCAUCUUCCUCAGCUAGCAGUUUUUCCACAAGCCGUGGCAACUCGCUGCUUGGCUCGGGUAUUUAUUCCAGCCUUAAGAACCCUCUUUCACUGGGUGGGGGCAUCUGCAGCACCGCUCUCUCUCUGGGUGGAGGGGUGUGUAGCACCUCCUUGUCCCUGGCUGGGGCCAUGUGUAGCACCUCUCUCUCAUCAGGACUCCUCCCAUCCCAUGCACUCUCACUCUCGCACCAAUCAAGCAAUCCUGUUUCAAACCCACAGGUGCAUCCAGGUUCGAGCAGCGCCUACAAUGUAACCUCCACGCAACCUUUCAUCACUGGUCUCUCCACACUGCCACCACUACUGAGUCAAGCCCCAACCUCACUACGAGAGUCAGACCUUGAUGACUGUCGCUUCCCAUGUCAGGGAAACUCGCCGAGGGAAAGUCUUUCCUCACAGUCUCCUAUGAGCUCCCUCCCACUUCUUUUUGACCAGAGAGAUGGUUUAGGUGCAGGAAUUCAAGCAUGUCCUGAGAACAUCCCCCAGGCAAGCUCGCACAUUGAGCUCCUGUUGGAGAAACAUAGCAAUGGAGACAUUGGCGUCAAUAUUGUAGACAUGCUCCAGUCACUUCACUCGCUGCAGCAGGAGAACCAGCGGCUCCAGGACCAGAUCCUCAGUCUGACAGCCAAGAGGGAGCGACUGCAGUUGCUCAACACCGAGCUGGCUGUACCUUUCCCUCAUGCUCAUUCCGUCCAAGGCUCUUUGCACACCGCACCCCGGAUCAACUUCCUGUCCUCAAGUCAAGACCCCCUAAUCACCAAUAAGAGUCCACUGUCGAAGAACAGUUUCCUUAAUGAAACUUCCUUUGUUACCUCCUCUGAGGAUCUCCACUCUGGUAGUCCGUCCCGCAGUUGCUCUUCCCUCUCCUUCCAGAGUACUCCUCCUCCUCAACCAAGCCCCGCCUCCUCGAGUCAACCAGGGAUGAAUGGGCGAGGUACGGGUGACAGUUUGAGGAUAAUAAGUCAGGUUGGCACCUCUACUCAGCUUGUGGCGGGCGGGCUACUCACAUCUCUUGCAGGAAGUCCUCAACUGAGUCUGAAUGGAUCGCUCAGUGGUUUAAAUGGGGUGAUACAUUCCCCUGUCCAGAGCGCAUCUCAGUCCACACUCCCUGCUCUGCGUCCCCAGCCGCCUCCACUCCACCCUCAGACAAUGGCACAGAGCUUUCAGCUUCCCAAGAGUGUGAGCCCGUCUUCUCUCCUGUCAGAGCAGCAGAAACAGAUUAUUCUGGAGCAGCAGCAGCAACUCCAGCAGUUCCUCACAUCACAGAACUUCACCCCUGAGCAGAGGGCAGUCGUUUGCCAGAUGCUUCAGCAGCAGAGGCAGAGGGAGCUGCAGCGCCUCACACUGGCAGGAGCCCUCACGUCCACGACAAAUUCCCCCAUAUUGGCCCAGUCCCCCAACCUGCUGUCCUCAGCAACUUCCUGCCCCCUGCAGGGCAGCCAGGGGGGAAACCUCUUUGGCCGACAGGAAGGCCCCCUUCAAAAGCCUGCUGCAGGAGAGAAGGGCGGAGACAAGAAUGGAUAAAACCCCCAAUGUUACAACACCAUCUCAAAUGAAGAUAUUGAUCAUAACUCUGAGGAAUGACUGACGUCAACUCACAUGACAUGAGGACAGCAUUUCUACUCUGUCAUCUUUAAUGAAUGUACAACAGGAUGGACUUGAGGGUGAGGUUUUUGUGCAUGGAAGUUGUUUUUAUCAGAGGUUCUUUAAUGUUUUUACACAGGCAGCUUUUCAGAGAGCACAAAUACAGUGGUCUCUUCUUAAAUUGCACUAAUUUGUUAGGUAGACCAACGGGCCUGCUUAUUAUGUGGACACUCUUUACUCGUCCUGACAGGUGUGGUCUUGUUUCUUGUUUUGAAGUAUAAUCUCAAGCACUGAUCUUUAAUGAAUCCUUUCCGUAGAUUUUCACAUUCAGACUGUUGGGAAUUAAUGAAAGAAUGUCAUCCACUUGUGAGCCACCUCACACAUUUGUCUUCCUGUAAAUGUUUUCUUCCCUUUGCGUUCGCCACGCCCACAUUAUUUCCAGGCAUUUGCUUUAUGCUUAAUAAAAAGCUAAAUUUAAUAUCGUCUAUCACACGAGUGACUUGCUGUGUUGACUCCUGACGGGGCAAGCCGAAAGUCACAACAACAAGGUGGUCAGUGGCAUUGCAAUUACCUCAAAAUUUUGUACCAUCAUUUUCUACUCUGUUGUGUGGGUUCCAUUUUGUGAUAACUCCUUUUACUACUUAUACAGGAUAUAAAUGGCCACCGAAAAUUUUGUCUUCAACCAUGUUAAAGCUAUUUACUGAUGUUUAAAUAUCCACAAUUGCGUAUUGGUCCCUACAACUGGCAUUGCAUCUAUUCAAAACCAGAAAAGUUUAUCUAUCUAUCUAAUUGCUGUCGAGAUUAAGAGGAUGAAACCAAACAUUUAGAAGUUGUUAGUGAGUUGUUCUUUUUCCUAAGUGUGCACUUUGCGUUAGUAGUCGAAUUAGCUAUUUAGUCAUCAACACAAAAGAUGCUCAGUAACUUCAAGAGACUUGAUUUUUUUUUUUUUUUUUUUGAGAAUCAGCACAUUUUAUAUAUAUAUAUAUAUAUAUAUAUAUAUAUAUAUAUAUAUAUAUAUACAGUAUAUAUUUCUGUUCAACAUUCUUUUCACGUCUGAGAACUCGCUGUUCUUUUAGCAAUACUGGAUAGAUAAUGCCUUAAUGUUGGUAGUCUUUUUUUUCCAUUGGGGAUACAUGGAGAGUUACUGAAAAGGCACUCAUCCUAAACCCAUUUAUACAUUUUAUAGAUAAUUUCAUCAAACGGAAUGUGUGAAUAACCUGAUAGUGAUAACUAUAGUGUCAUUUUUUUACUGUAUAAGUUUUGUGUUCAGAUACGAUGUUCUUGAGUUGUAUGUGCUUCAGAGAUGUGAGAGAAAAGUACGAAAUGGAAAUCUUACAAUGAAGCCUGCACAGUAGUGUCCUCGCAAAGGAUGUAAACUAUAAUGAAAAUGCUGUCACGAUAGUGUGUUAUUUGUGGUGUUACCUGCUCUGAGGAUGGUGAAAUGAGAUGCAGUGGACCCUUAUUGGUUACUGGCGCUUCCAUUCACGGCAUUGGCUGAUGGAAAGCUUAUUUUCCCCUACUACCGUAAUUUCUCGUGUAUAAUGUGCAUUUUUCCCCCCAAAAAAUUGUCAAAAGUCAAUAGUGCGCAUUAUACAUAGGUAUAGGGGCAAAUGGAGAAAAAACUUUCACAUUUUAUAAAUGUAUGCCGCCAUCUAGUGGUUAUGAAAAAGCUGUACACUUUAAUUCCAAAAUGCCACCGCCACCUAGUGGUUAUAAAAAAGGUGUAGCCUACACUUUCAUUCCAAUAUGACAGGGUACACCCCAUAUGACUGCAUAUAUGUACAUUUGUGCUGAUAAGUUUACAUACACUGGCAGAAUUUAAAAAUAAAAAAAUGUUUUUAAUAAUGACUGAUGACUGAACAACAACCAUCAUUAAUUUCUUUAUGGUUAUGUUAUGUUUAAUGUUAAUGCUUUUCUGAAAUGCUUGACCGUUUAAUUUGAAUCCCAUUAAAAUACAAUUAAAUGUGUUUCACCUGGUCCUUCAUGUUUUCUUUAAAGAAUUGUACCCAUCUUACAAAUUCUGCCUGGGUAAUCAAAAAUAUGAGCACAACUGUGUGUUUUCUCAGUCACUAAAUAAAACUAGGGCUGUGAAUUUAAGAGCAUAUAAUAUAAGAGCAAGUAAAUUAAAACAAAAAUGAUUAAGUGUGCAAACCAAGUGCUUAACUUCAGAAGAAUUAUUUGAAAAAAAACUAACAAAAUACAGAUAAUACUAAAUGUUUUGAUCAUAUGGGUAGAAGCAAAAUCAUGCAUUGUAAAAAUGCAUUAUACAUAGGUAGAAGGGCUCUCCAGAAUUUUGAGGUCAAUUUAGGGGGUGCUUAUUAUGCAUGGGUAUGCAUUUUACACGGGAAAUUACGGUAUAUGUUGCCAUGUGAUUCUUCCAUUCUUUUGAUCACAAAUUCAUAGGAGGAAGGGAUUUUUUAAUGUUUUCUCCUUUUUUCUGUAGCAAUAUUGUCACGGGUCUUGUUUUCUCACCUCUUCAAUUUGAAAUAUCGUCUGCCCUAUGUGAUAUCUUGAGUGCUAGUUAUUUUUGUCUGUAGAUGUCAGAAAACAACUUAAAACAGCUCACUAGGAGGUGAUUAAAUACUGUAGCAAUGACAGAAUGGGAAUGUUUUAUUAUGUUGAUUGAAAAAAAAUAUGAGCCAACUUUUAACAUUAAAAGUGGGACGUCUACAAUUUACCAAGUAUGUGUGAAGUCCUGAGAAGACUGUCCAAUGAAGGUUUUGUUUUCUUUCCCAUGUUGCACUGGGGCAUUGUAAGCCCAAUUUGUUCAAUCUAUUUUUAUUUGAUUAUAAGUUGUCCAUUUCUUUGUGCAAGACAUGUUCUUUAAAGCUUUGAAGUUUGGGUAACCAAGAUAAUCCAUGUUAUGAAUGUCGUACUGUGUAUCUUCAGUGUUACAUUAGAGCACCCAUCUCAUAGUGAGGUUUGAUGGAGAGUUACUUGUUAGAAUAAGAAUUGCAUAUAAUGCAGUGGUUUCUCAAAUAUAUCAAUAAUUACGAAGUUAUAACUAUGCAUGAUUUUAAAUGCAUUAUUCCCUAGCAAAGAAAUGUUUUUAUUAAAUGAGCACCUAAAGCACCUAAGGACAAGGUUGUUGGCUUUGUAGAGCAUAUUUGCCUGAGAGAAUUGAUCAAAAAAUGAAUUUGACAAUAUUCAGAUUAAAUCCCUGUAAAGUAUUUUGAUAUUUUUGUGUGUAAAAUUAAAUGAUGGAUGAGUACAGUUUUGUUUUGUCAAUAAAUGUAUUUUACUGA
Phycodurus eques (leafy seadragon) is the source of this 6631-nucleotide messenger RNA. RefSeq names its product protein AF-17-like. Gene Ontology annotation, biological process: regulation of transcription by RNA polymerase II. NCBI's taxonomy places the organism in Eukaryota, Metazoa, Chordata, Actinopteri, Syngnathiformes, Syngnathidae. The transcript has 20 exons. Gene Ontology annotation, cellular component: nucleus. The record is from RefSeq and is a predicted model, not a curated record. Bases 138 to 3326 code for a protein of 1062 amino acids. Gene Ontology annotation, molecular function: nucleosome binding; histone binding.